UAUUAGCAUCUGAGCUAACUGGCUAGGCAGCUCUUUAAAUUUUGGGAGCUAGUUAGCCUCCUAGCUGAAAAUGCUAUCCCCAGCUGUAAGGUGAAGCGUCUUUCAGGGUUUUGUUGUAGCUUUUUAGCAAGGUGUUUAUGUUCUGAGCGCACAGGGUGUUUAAGAGGGAGUCAUCUAUACAUUUUAAAACAUUUGUGGAAUUUUCUUCCUAUUUUGUUUUCCGACGCGAGCUUUGAAAGUGAUGGAAUCCUGUUUCCGGAUUUGACACACAGCUUCUCAGAGACCACAAAGUAGAAGUUCCUAUCAAACAGUUUAGUCUAAUCAAGCUAUUAGUUGCUUUAAAAACUAUUUACAAAUGAAAAGAUAAAAGAAACUACAAGAAGCUCCCUUAUUGGGUCGGAUCUCUGCUAAGGGUAAAAGAAAGAGAAAAACAAGCUUUUAUUUUGAAAUGACUCCUAGUUUUAAACAGCCAAGCGCCGCUGUGGCAAUCAUUUGGAGAAAAGAGCGAUGAGCAGCUGCUACAGGGUCUCCUCACUGACAGUUACUGUCAUGUGUGUUCCUCCAAGUUGUUGUUUGAGUCUCACAGACAGUCCCACUAUGAGGGAAAGAAACACGCUCAGAAGGUCAAAGUGUACCUAAGGACAUUAAGAGGAGAGAGGAAUGCCGAGUUCAAGCGAACAAUGCAGAGAGAUAAAAAUCGUUUCUGUGAGCUGUGCAACAUGGUGUUUAGCUCUGACGUGGUGGCAAAAUCCCACUAUGAAGGCAAAACGCAUUCAAAAAAUCUGCAUAAACAAACUCUUCAUCCUCCAGACAAAAAAACUGAAGAGCUUCUUUCGCCAAAUCCUGCUGAUAAAGUUGAGCAGAAAGCAGCCGCAGAUGUUCACGGGGACGCAACUGCUACAAAUUCCAACCUGAAAGACCCUGACAGGUACUGCUCGCUUUGCGCUGCGUCCUUCAACAACCCUCAGAUGGCUCUGCAGCACUACAACGGACGGAGACACCAGAGGAAUAAGGCGAGGCAGGAGCUCCUCAAAAAGCUGGGAGACGAUGUACAACAAGCCAACUCCCUGAUGUGUCAGAUAUGUGGUGUGCCGUUUGAUUCUGUGGAGAUGUACCAGGCUCACAUGCAGGGAAACAGACACCUGACCAGGGAGAAGAAGAUCAGCGAGCUGUUUAAAUCCCAGCCAAAAGUCUACAACACAUUUGCAGAUGAACUUGCAGAUUACAUUCAGGUCCAAAAAGCCCGGGGAAUCAAUCCUAAGACCAGUCAAGUCCUUGCUCAAGAUGACGCAGCAAAGGGGGACCAGGAAGAAGUCGAACCACAGGAGGUGUCGGACGACUGGGAAUCGGCAGAAACCAUCCCCAACUUCCACCCUCCUCACCCCUCUCAGCCUGGACCGUGGCAUCCUGUGUAUCCGAGGCCGGCCUGGCCUCUCCAUGAGCCUGAAUAUAACGGGCCUCCUCCACUUCUUCAGUGCUCAGAUCCUCCGCGGUUCAUGCUUGGUCCCACAGAAAGUGGGCAGCACAGAAGACAUUUAAGCUCCUCUUCGUGUAGUACGCCAUCCUCCUCCUCAUCUUCCUCCUCCUGCAGCUCUUCAACAAGUGACAGCGAUGACGGCGAUGAUGGCAGGAGGAGACCAACCAGGAAGAACGGACUCAUGAAAAGAAAAACCGAGGGGUCAGACAAAGAGGGGAGGAGGCUGAAACGUCAGAGGAGAGGAGGAGAGAGGAGGAAGAGGAGGAGAAAAGAGCAGUCUGCAGAAUCUGAGGAUGAGGGGAGAAGACAAAAACAAGGAACUUCUAGUAGUAAAAAACACCAAAAGCAGGAGAACAUUGACGGGGACGUCACGGAGACAGAAAAAGAUCCUCAUUUACAAACUAAAAGCAGUGCUGGACACGAUAAACAAAAACUCAAACACAGAAAGGAGAAGAAGAAAACAAAAGACAAACCUGAUGGAAGGACAGAGGAGGAGAAGCUUUGGGACGACUCCAUUCUGGGUUGUUGAUUUAGCAAGAACUGAUUCUACCGAUGAAUGAAAUCAUUAAUUUAUACGUUUGUAAUUUUUUGUAACUUUAUUAACUUUGACAACUCCUUGGAAACUCUUAGGUGUCAAUUAAAGUAUUUAAAUCCUUUGUUUUUGUAAAACUAAAAAUAAUGUUCUCGAUCAAAUGUGUUGAGGAUGUAGUGUAAUUCCUUUGUUGGUCUGGUGGUGGCGCAGUUGGAGCUGAAGAAGCCACUUGGAUGAAGCCUCUUCUUGAUCACCUCCAUACUCCAGCUGCUGUUUAGAACAACAUGAUCUGAAGAGCAGAUGUGGGUCAAGUCCAAUUUUUAACAAAAUAUAAAAAAAAAUCCUUUACGUUUUUCAUGAAAUGAUUAUAAAUUUUGGGGUGAAAAAAAACAUCUUGUUGUUAAUCUGCCUCCACUGCUCACACGUCAAUGUGGAUUUGGAUGUAUUGCAGAUCCAAACAUCACAAGAAGUGUUUUAGGUCAGACAGGUGCAAGAGUUCAAACAAGGACAGCUUUUUACAAACGCCAGAAUUCAUCUUUAGAAACAGUUGACAUAUUCUUACAGGAGCAAACUGAAAAUAAAAUACAAAAAAGCACUUGUAUAAAAGCCAAAAUUCCUCCCGUUUAGCAAUUAAGCUGUACAAAACACAGCAAAAUUCAAACACAAAAAUGUUAGAUAUAUUUGUUUCUAAAGAGGGUAGAACAAAACUGUCUGGUAAAAAAAAAAGUCAGGCUAAAACAUUCAGAGGAACCUUUCAAAAUAAAAGAAAAAUAAUUGCAGAUAUGCAUUUAUAAGCCAGUGAAGUUUCAGAGGUUGUUAAAUAAAGCGAAUUUUAAGAAAACAAAAAA
Molecule: messenger RNA, 2857 nt
Organism: Oryzias melastigma (Indian medaka)
Lineage: Eukaryota; Metazoa; Chordata; Actinopteri; Beloniformes; Adrianichthyidae
Gene: zmat1
Product: zinc finger matrin-type 1
Exons: 7
Coding region: 681-2006 (441 amino acids)
Cellular component (GO): nucleus
Molecular function (GO): nucleic acid binding; zinc ion binding
Source: RefSeq, a predicted model, not a curated record